AUGCGAAGUUGCAGGUGUCUGCAAGGGCCAACAUGCAGCUUCGAGGCCAUCACCGUGGUGCUUUUGUCAUUCGUAGUGUCCUCACGGCAGAACCUGGCCUACUAUAGGAGCAGCGACAACAACAGCGGUACUUCUUCGUCGUGGUACCAGAACUAUCAGAGCUAUCAGAACUAUUACCGUCACCAGUAUAGCACGCAGUCGAAUUCGUCAUCGUACGUGGCCGUUUCCUCAUCGGAUAUGCACAGCGGUCAGGCCGCGCCGGCAUGCGACACGAACUUGCAAGGCGAUCUGACACAAAGGCUCAAAUCGAAGGGUCUGUUCGACCUGCGGUACAUGGCCACGUCAUUGCAACAAGCGCUGCAGACGUUCCCUGAUUUUACGGAUUCGCGUUUCUUGCAGCCCUCAGAGGCGUACUACUGUGAUGAUCAGUGUCAACGACGUACAGAGGAAAUCCGCGCCGCUUUUAAAGCCAAGAACAACUUUGGACGACGCUCGUACACCUUCGCCAAGAUACCAAUCGAGGUGAAGCCGUUUCAGCCAAAGUUCGAAGCUACCUCUCCUGUUAACGUACCGCAGUACUCUUCAGGGAACUACAAUCCGUACAAUAACGGAUAUGCAUCAAGCACUUAUGGAACUCCUGAGCAGCAUUGGUCAAAGCUGUCUGCCAAUGACAACACAGCCAAUCAGAAUAUUCCGCGAUACGGUCAAAAUGGUCAGCUAGGCAGUUUUGCGUUUAAUACACCAAACGUGAAUGCUGAUUAUCCCACCCACUUAUUCACACAGAAAUGGAGGAUCUUUCGCAGUAAGCGGUCACGCUACAACGAAGAAGCAGGAACGGACUACAUAAUUUCCUGCAAGAAAGCCGGUACUGAAGAGAAGCCAGGAUACCACAGCAUAUGCGGUUCAUGUCGAGUUAUUCGGAAACUGUCCUCACAAUAUUUUCCUCGUUAUCUAAACGAAGUGAUCUGCGGCGAGAGUCUAUGCAUAUCCGGUGGCGGAAAAUGCGCUCAGCAAUACAUUCCUGUGACUAUUCUACGAAACAAGAGAACUCCGCAGUGCCCUCAAUGGGUGCCGGUGUCGAUGAUCGUGUCUUGCUGCUGCAAUUGCUUAUUAUCUGGGUCAAUGUCUGACUUUCUGGACGUCUUUCCUUCCAAAUAA
Molecule: messenger RNA, 1158 nt
Organism: Soboliphyme baturini
Lineage: Eukaryota; Metazoa; Nematoda; Enoplea; Dioctophymatida; Soboliphymatidae
Source: the annotation of a GenBank genome assembly